This is a messenger RNA of Zygosaccharomyces rouxii, 897 nucleotides long. It is a transcript of the gene PEX2, whose product is annotated as ubiquitin-protein ligase peroxin 2. The record is from RefSeq and is a predicted model, not a curated record. Gene Ontology annotation, cellular component: peroxisomal membrane. Lineage: Eukaryota; Fungi; Ascomycota; Saccharomycetes; Saccharomycetales; Saccharomycetaceae. Gene Ontology annotation, molecular function: zinc ion binding. The transcript has a single exon. Bases 1 to 897 code for a protein of 298 amino acids. Gene Ontology annotation, biological process: protein import into peroxisome matrix.
AUGCGCUUAAAAUACUCGGAAGAUCAAAAUAAGACAAACGUCAGCCUUGGCCCUUUAAUAAAUACUCCCAAAACAUCAACAACAGGUCAUCAAGACGACAUCAUCAUGUCACGCGUGGCUCAGUUGGAUUCACAAGAGCUUUCCAAUGAAGUGUAUCGCUUGAUAUGGGAAGACUUCCAAUCCCAUCUCCAACCAAAUAACCAUAAGGAAGAACUCAAGCUCCUGAUACACUCGCUUGUAUUCUAUUUUGCGAGUAGCUAUUCAACAAGAUCGGCAUCAACAACAACAUACGCAUCAGUAUUAUCUGGCGUUAACUUCAAGUGCAAGAAAAGGACACUCUAUUUGGUCACAAUUUUGGCAAACUACCUGCACUCCAAGGUCUCACAUAGGGUUUUCAAUUCAACCAGUAAGCUCGCACUACGGCUGUAUACCCUUGUUGCACACAUCUACAUCAACAUGGAUCUACUCAACUCAAUUGAUUUUCUACUAUCGGCAUCCUCGAACAGAUCCACUUUUCUGUCACCCUUGCAUAGAUUACUAGGAGUAUCAUCUACGGCGGACACUGAACAUCCCAAAGAUUUCUACCAAAAUACUGUUUACGCAGGAAUAGAAUUCCAAAACAGGCAGUUACUGUGGAAUGCAAUAUUAGAAUUGUUCAAUAUGACACUUUUAAACAACGCUCGAUGGUUCAUGAACAAGCCCAAAUCAAUCCAAAAUAAAGAAAUAAACAAAAAUAGUGUACACUGUCCCCAUUGUGGUGAAUUUCCGGUGAACCCAUAUCAAAUGACAUGUUGCAAUGGCGUAUUCUGUUACAUCUGUGCGGUUACUGCUCUGGAGUGGUCACACUGCUGCCAAUGUGACAAAACCAAAAAUUUAAGUGCCAAACCAUUUUACUAA